This is a messenger RNA of Torulaspora globosa, 933 nucleotides long. It is a transcript of the gene DFM1, whose product is annotated as Dfm1p. The coding region runs from base 1 to 933 and encodes 310 amino acids. Gene Ontology annotation, molecular function: misfolded protein binding; ubiquitin-specific protease binding. Gene Ontology annotation, biological process: endoplasmic reticulum unfolded protein response. The record is from RefSeq and is a predicted model, not a curated record. Lineage: Eukaryota; Fungi; Ascomycota; Saccharomycetes; Saccharomycetales; Saccharomycetaceae. The transcript has a single exon. Gene Ontology annotation, cellular component: Hrd1p ubiquitin ligase ERAD-L complex; endoplasmic reticulum membrane.
AUGAGUGACAAUAUCCACACGUUAAGGAAUAGUUCGGGUAGAGGAAGAAAUGACAACAGCCCGCUGCAGGUUUUGUUUGGAAUUCCGAUCGUGACACGCUACCUGAUCUCGAGCGCCGUAGUGAUGACGCUGCUAAUCCGGUUACGGAUUGUGAAGACUGGAGCGCUAUUGUACCAGUUCAACGAGGUGGCGGGCCACUUGCAGGUUUGGAGGCCGUUCACUUCAUGUUUGAUUCUUCCCUUCGAAGCGCUACCCGCCAUGCUGGAGCUCUACACCAUUUAUUCGUGCUCUUCGGACUUGGAGUCGCGCAGGAAGCCGCUGGAUUACCUGUUUUACUUGGUCUUCUGCGUGACGACCAUCUCGUUGACACUGACGCUGCUCUGCGGCGCUAGCGAAUCGAUGGUUCUCACAAGCGGCAUCGUAUCGUGUCUCACUUUCACCUGGUCCAUGGACAACUCGAACGUGAAAGUGUUGUUCUACGGCCUGUUCCCCGUCUGGGGUAAAUACUACCCCAUACUGCAGCUGUUCAUGGCCUUUGCCUUUGGGAACCGUGAUUACGUCGUCUGUCUGGUCGGCUUUCUGACAGGCUAUCUCUAUGCGUGCCUGGAUACGGGUACGCUGGGGCCGUUCUACGGCUGGCUCGUCCGCUCGCCAAACGAAUACUACGGUAUUUUCCCCAACGGCAAGUUCGGAGCACCACAAUUCAUCAAAAGCCUACUACAAGAGUCCCAGGACCUGAGAAAUGCCAAGUCAAGCGGUCGCCCUCGAGGCGGUCAGAAACUAGGCUUCAAGGAUACCCCAGGUCCGUCAUCUGCCACAACGUCCGCUUACACUGCAUCGCCCUCGUCAUCCACAACCCAACGUGCCGCCAAUACAGCUACCAACCAUCGACCAGCGUUCUUCCCUGGGAACGGUCAGCGACUCGGUAGCUAA